UGGGCUCGUUCUUCUGUUGGGAAUGUGAGGCUCUCGGUUCGGUCGUGCUCUGCGUUCGUCCGGAUCUUCCCUGUCCGCCGCUGCCGCGCCACUGCCACCGCUAGCACCGUCUGCCCUUAGUCCGCGCGCACACGCGGAGGCCGGGCAGCCGGGUCCGAGAGGCGCGCGCCUUCGUGGUCGCCGCCCCUCGGAAGCCUCCGGAGCCUCACACACGGGUUCGCUACGGAGGGAGGCGGAGGCCUGCGGGAGGAGGCGGAGGAGGAGCGAGGGAAGAUGGCGGCCGUGGAGCUCGAGUGGAUCCCGGAGACGCUCUACAACACCGCCAUCUCCGCUGUCGUGGACAACUACAUCCGCUCGCGCCGCGACAUCCGCUCCUUGCCGGAGAAUAUCCAGUUCGACGUUUACUACAAGCUUUACCAACAGGGACGCUUAUGUCAACUGGGCAGUGAAUUCUGUGAAUUGGAAGUUUUUGCUAAAGUUUUGAGAGCUUUGGAUAAAAGACAUUUGCUCCACCACUGUUUUCAGGCCCUGAUGGACCAUGGUGUUAAGGUUGCUUCUGUCUUGGCCUACUCCUUCAGUAGACGGUGCUCUUACAUAGCAGAGUCAGACGCUGCUGUCAAGGAGAAGGCCAUCCAGGUUGGCUUUGUCUUAGGUGGCUUUCUUUCUGACGCAGGCUGGUACAGCGAUGCUGAGAAGGUUUUCCUGUCCUGCCUUCAGUUGUGUACCCUACAUGAUGAGAUGCUCCACUGGUUUCGAGCAGUAGAGUGUUGUGUGAGGUUGCUUCAUGUGCGAAAUGGAAAUUGUAAAUAUCACCUAGGUGAAGAGACAUUUAAAUUAGCUCAGACGUACAUGGACAAGCUGUCUAAACAUGGCCAGCAAGCAAAUAGAGCUGCUCUCUAUGGAGAACUAUGUGCGCUCCUGUUUGCAAAAAGCCACUAUGAUGAGGCAUACAAGUGGUGCGUUGAGGCAAUGAAGGAGAUUACAUCAGGCUUACCAGUCAAAGUUGUGGUGGAUGUUUUAAGACAAGCUUCUAAGGCUUGUGUAGUCAAACGUGAAUUUAAGAAGGCAGAGCAGUUAAUUAAACAUGCAGUGUAUUUGGCACGAGAUCAUUUUGGAUCCAAACACCCAAAAUACUCCGACACACUGUUAGAUUAUGGGUUCUACUUGCUCAAUGUAGACAAUAUCUGCCAGUCGGUUGCAAUUUACCAGGCAGCCCUCGACAUUCGACAGUCAGUGUUUGGUGGCAAAAAUAUUCAUGUAGCGACAGCUCAUGAAGACCUGGCUUACUCUUCGUAUGUGCACCAGUACAGCUCUGGAAAAUUCGACAACGCCCUAUUUCAUGCAGAAAGAGCCAUUGGUAUCAUUACCCACAUCCUACCUGAAGAUCAUCUUCUUUUGGCUUCUUCAAAGAGGGUGAAAGCACUUAUAUUAGAGGAGAUUGCAAUCGACUGUCAUAACAAGGAGACGGAGCAGAGGCUGCUUCAGGAAGCACAUGACUUGCACUUGUCCUCACUGCAGCUAGCUAAGAAAGCAUUCGGAGAAUUUAAUGUACAGACUGCAAAGCACUAUGGGAACCUUGGAAGACUUUAUCAGUCAAUGAGAAAAUUUAAGGAAGCUGAAGAAAUGCACAUAAAAGCAAUUCAGAUUAAGGAGCAGCUCCUUGGUCAAGAAGAUUAUGAAGUGGCCCUUUCGGUGGGACACCUGGCAUCUCUGUACAAUUAUGACAUGAAUCAGUAUGAAAAUGCUGAGAAACUGUACCUUCGGUCGAUAGCGAUUGGGAAGAAGCUGUUUGGCGAAGGCUACAGCGGGCUGGAGUAUGACUACCGUGGCCUCAUUAAGCUCUACAACUCCACUGGGAACUAUGAGAAGGUGUUUGAGUACCACAACGUCCUGUCUAACUGGAACCGGUUGCGAGACCGACAGUAUUCAGUGACCGAUGCCCUUGAAGACGUCAACAGCAGCCCCCAGUCCACUGAGGAAGUGGUGCAGUCCUUCCUGAUGUCUCAGAAUGUUGAGGGACCAAGCUGCUGAGGGACAGCCUCAGCUAACAAUUACCUUUUCCCAGAUUCCAGGGAAUUCAUACUGUGAAAUCAGAACCAUGUUGUUUUUAGGGCUGGCAUUUGCAUUGAAACACUGGUCCAGUCCACAGAAGACCCUGUUUCGGGUAGUCCUGCAUUGCAGUUCUGUACAGUAAGCGUCUUGUUGUCAGCAUGUGCCGCGUGUAAGUAGUCCCACACUCUCACCCUAGUAGAACAACAGGAAACGUUUUUUUUUUUUCUUUUUAAAAAAUAAUUCAUUUUUCAGAAAGUCUGAAAGAAAAAAAAAAGAACCCCUAAAUAAAACUAUUUAAGAGUUUAAAAGAGUUGCAUUCUUAUUAUGUAAGGAUGAUUUCAAAAACUUUUUAACAUAUAAUUCUUCCAUGUGGAGGCAUUCAAUACUGUAUUGUAAGGAAAUUUUAUGGAAAACUCUUUAUAUGCAGUAUGGAAAAGUAACACAGGUACUAAUAAGGGGGGAGGGGCACCCUGACAUAGAUUUGGCCAUCUUUCCCAGAUCAGGGCAUGCAGCCAUUCCAGAACUGUUUCAGUGACGGACUGUCAGAUUCAUCUGACUGGACCAGUGUUGAUCUGUCAGUCUCAGGACACCAGCAGUUCUAACUGUUUUUGGUACCAUGGUGAGAUGCUCUCAAGUGUUUGCUGACAGGACCAGAAGGAUCUACGAGGACCAGGCAACCGUGGAAGGUGUUCAUUGGACCAGUGGCUUUAGAUUGUUACUUUAGUGACUGCACUUGCCUUUUCCGAUAGAAUGAUUUCAUUUAGGUAGAACUAGAACGCACAGUACUAAUGCAGGAGUUUUAUUUGCAUCGUAGAUACCAAACUGUGGGAUAUGGCAGUGUCGGUGGCAAGUCUUUAGUCUUGGUACAUAGAUGGCAGUGUCAUAAGCACGUCUGUGACCAUCUCUGCAGCCACCCCCGUUUCGUCUUUGCCCUGAUAGUCCAUGUCGUUAUCAAGCAUCCUGGCUAAGAGUCAGGAAGUGAGUCAUGUUCAGAUGAGACUUUAGGCUUACUGUUUGGUUUGUGGGGAUUAAAAGAUGAAUGCACACAAAAGAAAGUCUUAGAAAAUUCAUUACUGUUGAAAAUAAUAGUACAACUAGUCAUUUUAACUGACAUCCAGGACUUCAAUGGAAAAAUCCUCCAGUUACAAUGUCUGUUUUACUGAUUGGGGCUUUUGGUUUUUCUAAGUUUUUAAAGCUAGCCAGAUUAUUUAAUGUGGAGCUAACACUCAGUUCCUAAGUUGUGACAUGUAAUAAAAAGAAACAAAAAGAUCUUUUGCUGUUACCUCAAUUCUUAGCACAGUGGCCCACCUGGUCUGGUACCUCUGUGGUUAAGAAUCUGGGUUUCCCCCUAUUUUCAGGGGCUUCUGACUUGGCUGUUAGAUGCACUGCUCCUGGUAUUGCUUGGAGUGGUGGAUGAGUGGGUGUGUGUCAGUCAGGCUUUGUUCUUUUAGCAUGCUUGUUGGGUGAGGGGAAAGAAAGUUAUCAUGGAGAGACAGAAACAUUAAAGACUUAAGAACUUAUCUUAAACAUUUUUUUUACUUCCCAAUUUUACCUUUGUUUGAAAUUCUCUUUUCAGUCUUAGUGAUAGGCCAGUGGGUUAGGCCUUAGAAGGGACCUUAGUGGGGAUGUCCCCCAGCAGGUGAGGCAAGCUCUCACCCUGACACAGCAACUUGGGGUUCAGACUUGAAUUUAUUCCUCGAACCGUGUUUCCUUUAAAUUCUUCAAAGAAUUAAAUUUGGCAGGCUUGCAGUUUAUGCAGCUGGCUCCCUUCCCCCUUAAUCACACACAGUCUUGUCAGAGUCACCUUUAUUACCACGUAGUCUGUGUGACCCAGGAGUUGCAUUUCUAAGUGACUCAGCUAGAGCCUCACAAGCCUAUAUAUUUAAUACCUCCAAAGACAGUUUCACGAUAGGCUUUUUGUAUACUUUUAUUUGGAUAUUUAGAGUCCUGUGGUAUGUUUGUGGUAUAGGAAUGUCAUGGUAAAUUGUUUCUUAAUAAAUAUUUUAAAACAAGUUUCCACAUGAAUUAUUUUUAUUUAAUCUGCAUCUUUGGUGGUGUGCACUUACAGCAUUUUGUAUAAUUUACCCUCAUCUUCCAUAGCUCAGUCAACCUUAACUCAUCCUCAGUGAUAAAGUAAAAUGACCCUGUGCUUACAGGGUGACAGUGUCAGGUGACAGCCAGCCUCACCCCCACCCCCAACCUCAUUGUCAGCUGCUCCAUCUGACCUUUCCUUAAGUACAGUUUUCUGUAAGUUAAGUCAGUCUAAUGCCUACACUCUAGCACUCUGUCUGCUUAGCGAUAUGACUUGAUAUGUUCUGAUUCCAGUGAAAGUAAUGCCCUAAUCAUUUCAAGGUGGGAUUCAUCCCUCAGCAAGGAUGAUGUGGUAAGAAGGAUGCCACCGUAAUUUUUUUUUUUUCUUUUUUUCGGAGCUGGGGACUGAACCCAGGGCCUUGCGCUUGCUAGGCAAGUGCUCUACCGCUGAGCUAAAUCCCCAACCCCACCACCGUAAUUUUAUUUUGAAAAAUUAUUAAAGCAGAGUGUGGUACAUACCUAUUAUGUCAGUAUUCAGGAGGCUGAGUGACGUAAGAUGUUGAGUUUCAGGCAGCCUGGGCUACAAAGGGAGAUUGUGUCUCCAAAAUCUCAAAAGGAAAAACUGAAUAAAAUUUACCUCAGAAUAAUCAGUAGCUUGCGUGUAAUUUUAAGUAAGGGCCUAUGAUCUCACCCUCCCCUGAAUUCUCCUAUUUCUAAAGUCUGGUGCUAUUCCAUUUGGGGGCAUGAGGGAGCUUGUGCAUGUGACCCAGGUGAGCCAACAGAGUUUUUAGUGUACAGUAUUUAUGGGUCCUCAAACUAGACUGCCCUGAGGCUUUAGAUCUUUCUCCAUCACUUUACAUUCUUUAUAAACAACUCACCAGCACCCUGCCCAGGUAUUGCUGCCCGUGAGAAUCGAUUUGAAUAAAGCCCUUUGUCCAACCGUGAGAAUGACUCCUAAUGUGAGCAUUCAGUUCAGGAAGCUGCAUGUGCUGGCACAAGGGAAUCCCAACUCCACAGGAGGCCGAGACAGGAGUCACUUGAGAUUCCCCCAGGACAGCCUAGUAAGACCCUGUCUGAAGAAUGCAGGGAGUCCUGAAGGCCAUGGACCUUGUCCUAGUAGCACCAACAGCAGAGGCUAAACUUGAUGCUAGCUUUGGCCAAAACUCCGCAAAUUCAUAGUUUGCUAAGUAACAGGUGUUGUUAUUACCACCUUUUUUUAAUAUAUGUUUUCCCCUAGAGUUUUUAGCCUUGCUGCUUCCAAUCUUCUUUUUCUAGAUGACAAAGUUACUACUGGAAAAAAGUUAUUUAUAAGUACUGAAUUUUUUUUUUUCUUUUUUUCGGAGCUGGGGACCGAACCCAGGGCCUUGCGCUCGCUAGGCAAGCGCUCUUCCACUGAGCUAAAUCCCCAACCUGAAUUUUAAGAGUUUUAUUUUGUUUUAAAAAUUAACAUUUUUCACCUCUUGGCUUUAGAGGACUUCAGAUUAGCUGGAAGGCAGAUUUAUUUUGUGUAGGACAUUUGGGUUAGUGUACAGAUCUUAACACAAGGAGUUCUUUUGUCCCCAAAUCUCAGGAAUGUUUGAGACAGAAAACUGGCUUUUCCCAUGAUAGCGAUUUGAGGGAGAGUGCUUUAGGAUUUAUUAAAUAACACUAUUGUUAAUUGCAGUCUAGGUAUCUAUAGCAUGAGUGGCCUUAAUGAGUUUGUUGAAGUGCACAUGUUUUUCAAAAGUAAAAUUUAAGAUUAAAUAUAUAUGCUAUAUAUAGAGAUAUCUAGGAAACUUGGUUGUGGUGCACAAAGUGUGGAAUCACUGAAUCGCAGGUACCAUUUGUAUAACAUUGCUCGUUUCUGUAUAUUCCUUUUAUGGGAAAAUAUGUUGCCAUGGUGACUAAAACUUUUCAAUUUAGUUUUACUUUUAUGUGAAUGAAUGCUACAUUUUAUUAAAUAAUACCAGGUCAGUACUAUUUUUAUACCUUAUUAAGUAACAGGGGUUUUAGUUUAAUAGGCUCAAAAUAAAAAGAAAAACCCUUAAUGGAAUAAUUACAAACGAAUCACUGUCAUUCUUUACAGGAAUCCCCACUAUCGUGCCACAGUAAUUUCUAUAGUAGAAUCUCUGGUCAUUAAUAAAUCCUGAAGACAGUUCACUGGGUCAGAACAGCCUUUCCUACCAUCCCCACUUGUAGUGCCCGCCAUUAUUUGUAAUAUUAAACCACACUAAGUAUGUUUGUAACCAGCAUUGUGAUAUAUUCUGUACUUGUAUUGCUAAAUGAACUAUUGACCUAAUAAAUAGUGUUCCUGCAUUCAUA
Molecule: messenger RNA, 6384 nt
Organism: Rattus norvegicus (Norway rat)
Lineage: Eukaryota; Metazoa; Chordata; Mammalia; Rodentia; Muridae
Gene: Appbp2
Product: amyloid beta precursor protein binding protein 2
Exons: 13
Coding region: 274-2031 (585 amino acids)
Biological process (GO): negative regulation of beige fat cell differentiation; proteasome-mediated ubiquitin-dependent protein catabolic process; intracellular protein transport
Cellular component (GO): cytoskeleton; membrane; Cul2-RING ubiquitin ligase complex
Molecular function (GO): ubiquitin-like ligase-substrate adaptor activity
Source: RefSeq, marked validated